Phaedon cochleariae (mustard beetle) is the source of this 1098-nucleotide messenger RNA. Lineage: Eukaryota; Metazoa; Arthropoda; Insecta; Coleoptera; Chrysomelidae. The record is from the annotation of a GenBank genome assembly.
AUGAAGUUGCAGUUGUUGACACGUAUCAAAGCAGAUGAGUCUAUGAUGAUACCGUUUCGCCGAUGGGAAUUGCACGAGCUACCAGCACUCACACAAGGAUCUACCAUAGAAAUCUGGUCCGUAAAGACAUGUUCUGCAUUGGACAGUCCAAGAUAUGUUAUAGUAUUUUUCCAAACGAAAAAAGCCGAUAAUUUGCAUGAAGACGUCACCUUGUUAGAUAAUGCCAACAUCAAAUCCAUACGAUUGGCUCUGAAUAGCGACUAUUAUCCGCAAGAAAGAAUGCUAUUGGACUUUUCCAAAGACCAAUAUGCUGACGCUCACUUCAACUAUACAGAGUUCAACAAGUGCUACCAUAACUGUCAAGAAAAGCGCUCUCUAGUAAACUUUGCCGAAUUCAAAUCCCGACCAAUGUUUGUUAUCGAUUGCUCGGGCCGCUAUCUGGGUCUAAAGUCGUCUACAGUUGACAUAAAUGUGAAGGUUGUCGAGAGAGCGAAUACUGCUUUGCCAGGAUCUCCUCAGACUCAAAGUAUUGCUAAAAUAACGAUAGAAAGCAUCAAUUUGAAAGUGCCACAUCUCACACCCAACGAUGACAUAAAGUUGCAGUUGUUGACACGUAUCAAAGCAGAUGAGUCUAUGAUGAUACCGUUUCGCCGAUGGGAAUUGCACGAGCUACCAGCACUCACACAAGGAUCUACCAUAGAAAUCUGGUCCGUCAAGACAUGUUCUGCAUUGGACAGUCCAAGAUAUGUUAUAGUAUUUUUCCAAACGAAAAAAGCCGAUAAUUUGCAUGAAGACGUCACCUUGUUCGAUAAUGCCAACAUCAAAUCCAUACGAUUGGCUCUGAAUAGCGACUAUUAUCCGCAAGAACGAAUGCUAUUGGACUUUUCCCGAGACCAAUAUGCUGACGCUCACUUCAACUAUACAGAGUUCAACAAGAGCUACCAUAACUGUCAAGAAAAGCGCUCUCUAGUAAACUUUGCCGAAUUCAAAUCCCGACCAAUGUUUGUUAUCGAUUGCUCGAGGCGCCAUCUGGGUCUAAAGUCGUCCACAGUUGACAUAAAGCCAAUUUUAGUCUGCUCGAUGGAAAAAACAUCGUGA